UACCACUAGACCAGUACAUCUUCUUCACACAUUUAAAGUCGAUGGAAACAACUAGAGGAAGAAGAAAGUAGAAAGACUCGGAGGAGGAGGAGGAGAUGCCCACAAUCUGUCCUCGUUUUCCAUGUGAUCUUUCUCCUCUGGCCACUCAAUACUAUAACACACUGCGAUUCAAUCCAAGUAGUUCAACUCCGAAUCCCAUAAAAUGCAGGCGCAGGAUCAUCACACUCUCCACAUCCUCAGCUCCGGGAGAUGUUGACUUGAAUCCUCUGAUGUCUGCCCUGUCAAAGAAAGAUAGUCAAUCUGUGGAGGAGGCACUUGAUGAACUGCGCAAAGUCGGUUGGGCUAAAAGAUGGAGCUCUCAGCCAUAUGUUUCUUGCCGCACGACAUAUGUUCGAGAGCUCACGUCACUGGGGAUGAAAAAUGCUGAGAAUCUUGCAAUCCCAAGUGUUAGAAAUGAUGCUGCAUUUCUCUUCACAGUAGUAGGAACUACGGGGUUUUUGGGUGUUCUUGCCGGUCAACUCCCUGGGGAUUGGGGUUUUUUUGUACCCUAUUUGGUUGGGAGCAUUUCCCUGAUAGUUUUGGCUGUUGGAAGCGUUUCCCCUGGGCUUCUCCAGGCAGCCAUUGAUGUGUUUUCCUCAUUUUCCCCUGAAUACAAGGAUAGGAUCACUAGUCAUGAAGCAGCUCACUUCUUAGUGGCGUACUUAAUUGGCAUUCCCAUCCUUGGCUACUCGCUUGAUAUUGGGAAAGAGAAUGUCAAUCUCAUUGAUGAGAGGCUGGAAAAGCUGAUAUAUAGUGGACAACUUGAUUCAAAAGAAUUAGACAGGCUAGCAGUUGUAGCAAUGGCAGGCUUGGCUGCAGAAGGUCUAAAGUACAAUAGUGUGCUGGGGCAAUCAGCAGAUCUCUUCACUCUUCAGAGGCUUAUAAAUAGGAGCAAGCCGACACUUAACAAAGAGCAACAACAAAAUCUGACUAGAUGGGCAGUUCUAUUUGCGGGCUCACUGAUUAAGAAUAAUAGAGGGGUUCAUGAAGACUUGAUGGCAGCCAUGUCGAAGAACGCUUCAGUAAUAGAAUGCAUAGAGACGAUUGAGAAUGCUGCGGGUGCUUGAAUUCUUGUUUCUUUGUGUGCGUGAACACAUACACUGAUGAUACACACGUUCACUUUUCACAAUAAGUCAGAGCGAGUCCUCUUGUUAUACCCAAUAUGGAAGAAAAAACCUUAAUCUUGAAUAAUAUACGGUUGUGGGUGCUUCAGUAGGCCAGGGUAUAUAAGUUGGUCACAUUUCAUUACAUGAAUCAAAGAACUACUUUCACUACAUUUCGGUUGUCUCACGAAAGCGAUUUGUCAUUUCUAUGCUUGGUGAUGAUGGUGCCACAAUACCCCAUAUACACGGACUAGAUACUUUCACUUUGUGACAUAUCAAUAAAGUGAAAUCUCUA
Molecule: messenger RNA, 1437 nt
Organism: Cuscuta europaea
Lineage: Eukaryota; Viridiplantae; Streptophyta; Magnoliopsida; Solanales; Convolvulaceae
Source: the annotation of a GenBank genome assembly